GAAUUAGAAAUGGUGAAAUGGAAAGGGAAAAUUUUCCAUAGAGCAGAGAGAGAAAGGACAAGAGAGGCUGCAACAAAGCAAUCUCUCUUUCUUGGAUCUCUGAAACAACACAACACAUAGACAUUCAAAUUCUGUCAUCAUAACAAUCAAUCUAUCCCUUUCCUCUUACUCAUCCUUCUCCUCCUCUUUUCUUCUUGUACCAGAUUAUUAUUAUUAGUUUUUUUUCCUCUGAAUGCAUGCCAUGAGUCAACUUCGAGCUGUUUCAGCCCCAGAAUUAAUACCUCCUUCUUCGAGCAGCAUUUCACAGCCAGGCGAAAAUGGUGUUGGUUUAGAAGGUGUUGCCACCAAUGUCAAGCUGUUGCUGAAAUUAAUUCAAGAUCACAGUGUGUGUAACUCAAAAGAUAAUUUAGAGAGAAAACAUCAUAGGGUGGCUGGAAUGAUUUCUAUCAUAGAUGAAGUUAAGAACAGGAUUCAGAAGAUUCAAACAACUUCAAAGCGAAGAGCUGAACUCAGACGGUGCAACACCGAUGUUAAGCCUAAUAUUCCAAGUCCAAGGGACAAGAAAGCCCCUGAACUCAUAACAGAUGAGAAAGAAAGACUAAGGAGAGAGCUUCAUGCAAGCUUGAUAGCAAGACAGAGCAUUCAAGCCAUAUGUUCAAGUUUGGGAAAAGAGAAACAAAUCAUGGCAUCAGAACUUGCAAGGAAGGCUCAAGAAUUGUCGGAAAUGGAGGACUAUAUUAUUGAUCUAAAAGAUCAGAACCACAUGUUAAUGGAGAAGUUGCGCUCCUGCAGCUUAGAACACAAGGAGAGGAGUAGUGAAAAGGAAAUUCAAGGCAACAUGGCACUGCAAGAGAGAAACAAGGAACUCAAAGAGCAACUCAUAAGGUUAAAUGAUUAUUUUCAAUCUCUGAGGAAAAAAUUCCAAGCAACAGAAGAGGAGAACACGCAGAUUCUCGAUACAAUGGAGGAAAUGGAGGUGGAAGUUCAAGCAGGCAUUAACAAGAUGCAUGGCUUCAAGGAAAAAUUGGCAACAAAUGGAGAAGACAAACUCAAUGUCAAAGAGGAAAUUUCAGCUUUAGAGCACAUGCUUAAAUCUCUCAGCUUGAAAAUUUCAAAACAUAGGCAAAAGCAAACUUGGGACCAUUAAUACAAAAACUCAACAUGUACUAGGUAGAGGCGGAGAUAAGAGGUGAGCUUGAAAUCAUUAUUCACUCUUCGCCUUCCUCGUUACUCAUCUUCAGUUCUAGAAAGCAUGCUUAGAUCUUGAAAAGAAAAAGGAGCCAUGGAUUAAAUAGUUUGCCUCUAAUAAUAGUUCGUAUUAUGAGGGUGAGGAGAUGAGUCAAAGUAGAGGAGAUUAGUAGCCUUGCACAUAUUCCUAAAACUUCAGCUUUUUGUGUGUCCAAUGGCACAAGAGUUGUGUAUUCCGGAUCGUUUCCUUUCCUUUGAACUCUGCCCGCAGACCCAAACCCAAGCUUUGUUCAAUUCAUGUUUCACCAGGAAAAGAAAAUUCGAGGACCUCAUGUGGUAGUUUAAUCAUGUAAUUGAUAAUUGCAAAGCUAUGUAUGUAAUAACUAUCAAUGAUGUAUAUCUCCAUAUGCUUUUGUUACAAGUA
Prosopis cineraria is the source of this 1612-nucleotide messenger RNA. RefSeq lists its product as uncharacterized. The record is from RefSeq and is a predicted model, not a curated record. Bases 233 to 1147 code for a protein of 304 amino acids. NCBI's taxonomy places the organism in Eukaryota, Viridiplantae, Streptophyta, Magnoliopsida, Fabales, Fabaceae. The transcript is spliced from 2 exons.